This is a messenger RNA of Amyelois transitella, 1135 nucleotides long. RefSeq lists its product as uncharacterized. The coding region runs from base 33 to 608 and encodes 191 amino acids. The transcript has 3 exons. NCBI's taxonomy places the organism in Eukaryota, Metazoa, Arthropoda, Insecta, Lepidoptera, Pyralidae. The record is from RefSeq and is a predicted model, not a curated record.
ACUACCCAAACCUGUGUGUAAACGUACCCAGGAUGUGUGACAAAACGGUGCUGAGGUCGUUGGUGUUGGUAGCGGCAGUGGCUUACGUGGUGGCGCGACCUGAGCCUCCCACGUCAUACGGCGCGCCCUCCUCAUCUUAUAGCGCUCCUUCAAGCUCGUACGGUGCCCCGGCACCACAGUAUGGACCACCCCAGCAACAGCCCAUAGUUCAUAAACACGUAUACGUGCAUGUACCUCCUCCAGACAACGAAUACCCCGCACCUCGUAAACAAAUAUAUGUGCCUCCCCCACAGAAACAUUACAAGAUUGUGUUCAUCAAGGCUCCUACGCCUCCUACACCUACUGCGCCUGUCAUUCCUGUACAACCCCAGAAUGAAGAGAAGACUUUGGUUUACGUAUUGGUGAAGAAACCAGAGGACCAACCUGAAAUUGUAAUCCCUACACCGGCGCCAACACAACCUGCCAAGCCCGAGGUCUACUUCAUCAGAUAUAAGACACAGAAACAAGAAGGCUACCCAGCUGCCGCAGCCCCUGCGCAAGAAUAUGGUGCUCCCGCGGCCGCGCCUUCCUCGGAAUACGGCGCUCCGUCCGGUGGCAGCUCUUACUAACAUCACCAGACCCUGGAUUUCACCUGCUGGACCCUCCCCUCUCAAAUAUUUACUAAAAGCGAACCAGCCGCUACGAAUGUGUUGUGUAGAUAACUUAUAUUCGCGUAGUGUGCAACCGUAGACAUAUGCAGCGGAGAUACGGACGGAUGUUGGUUAUUUUCACACUUAUUCGACAUCAAUUAUAAUCGUUUGUAUCGAACCAAUCUACGCAUUACGUAAAUGACUUUCACUAUAUAUGAAAUUUUGUUUUGAGUAUCAUAUAUUAACCAAAGAUCGAGUAACGAAUGGACAGUAGGUAUGUCAUAGGUUCGUUAACGAAAAGGUAAAUUAAAGAGAGAGGCGUAUGUAGAAUUGGCUUUCGUGAAUUCUUAUGGUGGCUCAAAACUACACAUUACAUUUUUAUGAAGUUGAUGCUGUGAUACGCAAUCAGUCCAUUUGGCUAAGUUUAGGAAGUUCGAGAGGGCGGAAGGGCGCGGAUGCUGGCUGGCAUUGUGCUGAACUGUGCUGUAUCCCAUGUUUUGUUUGCA